Molecule: messenger RNA, 759 nt
Organism: Emericellopsis cladophorae
Lineage: Eukaryota; Fungi; Ascomycota; Sordariomycetes; Hypocreales; Bionectriaceae
Product: eukaryotic aspartyl protease
Exons: 1
Coding region: 1-759 (252 amino acids)
Source: RefSeq, a predicted model, not a curated record
AUGGCCGUCCUCAAGAACCUAGCUCUGCUCGGCAUCGCCGCAUCCUCAUCUAUGGCCCUGCCUGCGCCAUAUGCAGGUGGCCCAGAUGCAGGCCCCAACGUCAUGGCAAGACAGGACGCGGAUGCUAAGUGGAUUACAGAGUUGGCCAGUGCCGCCGGCUUCCCAGUCACUUUGGUUCCUCUCCCUCGGAAACGCGACACGCAGAGCGAGGACCGACCUCUGACAGAGGCCGAGCUCCAGUGGUUGGUCAAUGGGCCCCCAGUCUAUACCCCCGAGAGUGAGAAGCGAGAGGCUGUGCCUCCGCCAGACUUGGAUGAGGAUGUGUUCACCAUUCUCCCUUAUCCUCUCCCAAAGUCAGUCACUCAGGACGGCAAGCGACGGGCCGCGGAUCCUCAGCAGGACAAUGUUUUCACCAUUCUGCCAUACCCGCUGCCGCAGGACGUUGGUGAGAACAUGAAGCGCCAAGAUUCUGGAGAGGAUGUCUUCACCAUUCUGCCAUAUCCGCUGCUCAAGGGCGACGCAGAGAACAGCAAGCGCCAAGAUCUUGGAGAGGACGUCUUCACCAUUCUCCCGUACCCGCUGCCCGAUGGCAUGGCAUACAAGAGCAAGCGCCAAGAGCCUGGAGAGGAUGUCUUUACCAUUUUGCCAUACCCGCUGCCCAACGGCGUCGCGGAGAGCAACAAGCGCCAAGAAGAGAACGUCUUCACGAUCCUCCCGUACCCGCUUCCUGAGAGUGCGGAAGCCAACAGGGAGGAAUAG